AUGUCGAACACUCAGGUCGGCCAGGUCUACCAACAGAUCAUUCUGGACGUCCUCGAGGCAUCGCGCGUUGAUCUCGAGGAGAACGGCGUCGAUGAGAGCAUCUUGGAGGAGCUGAAGCAGGGAUGGCAGAAGAAGCUUUCGGCUCAGAACCUGGCCUCAUUCCCCUGGGAUCCCAAGCCUGAUCCUCCCGCCCCGGUCUCCGCCCCGGCGGCGCCCGUGCAACAGCAACAGCAACAGCAGCCGCAGCCGCAGCCGCAGCAGCAGCAACAGUCAAUCCCGGCACCUGCUUCUCAUGAGAUCCCCGUCCCCAAUGGAUCCGGAAUGCCCCCCCAGCGGGUAGCGCCCCCUGGCGUUCAGUCGUAUGCUGUACCUCCCAACCAAGCUCCCGUCAAACCGGAACCGGGCGUCAAGGUCGAGCCCGGCCUGGAGGCCACGCCCAACAGUUUUUCCAACCCUGCUAUUAACGCGCGUGUGAUAGCCAAUCUGCAAAGCCAGUACGGCUCGCGUGCAGAUGCUACAAUCAACAAGCUGCAGGAGACGAUGGGACCCGCUCCCAACGGCGCCCAGUACGCUCCACAAUCUCAUCCCACCGGCCAGCCUCACCCUCAGUAUCAGAACGCCCAGGCCCAGCAGCAGUAUCGCCAGCAACAGCAGCAGCAGCAACAGCAGACCGGCGGUGGAAUGCAACAGCGUGUGCCCCAGCCCCCGCAGCAUAUUCAGAAGCCGGCUGCGUCUCAAUUCGACGGCGCUGCUGAGGAAGGUAUUCUCGUCCGCCAAGAAUCCAACGGCCAGACCACUGAGCUAGGUCGCGUCGAGAUUGAUCGCAUGCUUCACGCCCAGCUGGAGGCCAGGGCCAAGGCUAUGGAGGGCGGCGGCCUGAUGGUUCCUCUGCAACGUGCAAAGAAGGCCAAUCCUGUCUCGUAUCACCGAACUGAAGAUGCCUCUGGUUCCGGCCGCUUCGAUGGACCCGAUGACGAUGUCAAGUCUGAGGUAGACGAGGACGCAAUCAACUCGGACCUGGAUGAUUCUGACGAUAAUGUCGACGAUGAUGAUGAGGACGAUGACGGCGGACAAAUCAUGCUUUGCAUGUAUGAUAAGGUUCAGAGGGUCAAGAACAAGUGGAAGUGUGUCCUCAAGGAUGGCGUGCUUAGCGUCAACGGUAGAGACUACGUCUUCCACAAGGCUUCCGGCGAGUAUGAGUGGUAG
Molecule: messenger RNA, 1206 nt
Organism: Neoarthrinium moseri
Lineage: Eukaryota; Fungi; Ascomycota; Sordariomycetes; Amphisphaeriales; Apiosporaceae
Exons: 3
Coding region: 1-1206 (401 amino acids)
Biological process (GO): transcription by RNA polymerase II; transcription initiation at RNA polymerase II promoter
Cellular component (GO): transcription factor TFIIA complex
Source: RefSeq, a predicted model, not a curated record